AUGCCAUCCUCACCCAUCCCCCACCUUCGCCAAACAGCUAUCUCAAAGCAGCUCAUCGUCAAAGGCAAACCCUUCCUCAUGUUAGCCGGAGAACUUCAAAACUCAUCCUUCAGCUCGUCAGAAUACAUGCAGGAUGUUUGGACCAAGUUGACUACUAUGAACAUGAAUACAGUACUAGGAUCUGUGUCCUGGGAGCAGAUUGAACCUACAGAGGGAAACUUUGACUUUGAAGCUCUGGAUCAGGUUUUGCUUGAUGCUAGAAAGCAUGGCUUGCAUGUUGUUCUGUUGUGGUUUGGCAGUUUCAAGAAUGGUCUAUCCACGUAUACUCCCCCAUGGGUAAAACAAAAUCCCAAAAGAUUCCCCAGGAUGAAACUGCGAACCGCAGAUGGAAGUCUUGCAACCAGCGAUAUCCUCACAGUCUUUGGCACAGAAGCACGAAAAGCCGAUGCCAAAGCCUUCAAGACACUCAUGCAGCACCUCAAAGACUUUGACGAAGAACACUCUACAGUAAUUAUGGUUCAAGUCGAAAACGAAGUUGGUUGUCUAGGAGACUCCAGAGAUCGCAGCGAAGGUUCUGAAGCAGCGUUUGCAGCUCCAUUACCCGAUGAAUUUCGCGACUUCCUUGGAGGGGACUGGUCAACCUUCACAAAUGCCUUUCGACGUAACCUUGGGGAGCUAAGGCAGUGUUCCCUGAACAAAGACACGACGUGGAAAGAUCUUCCUGGAGAUUCUGCACGCAUUGAUGAGUUAUUCAUGGCUUACCACUACGCAAAAUACCUUGACGAAAUCGCUGCAGUGGGGAAAGCAAUCUAUGCUCUGCCGCUCUACACGAAUGUAUGGCAGAAUGUCAUAGACAGCGAUACAGACUCCAAUACACCACCUAUCGCAGGAGGAGGCUCAGAACCAGGCGACUACCCAUCUGGAGGUGGUGUGAUAGAUGUCCUGGAUAUCUGGCAAGCAUUUGCACCUUCACUCGAUUUUAUCGCUCCGGAUAUUUAUCUCAACGAUUAUGCGACUUCGUGUAGAUUGUAUCGACAUAACAGUCAGCCUUUGUUUAUCCCCGAGCAGAGGCGUGAUGAGUAUGGUGCUUUGCGUAUCUGGACUGCGUUUGGCUCUCACGCAUGCAUAGGAACCUCGCCAUUUGGCUGCGAGACCGUGGAUCCCAUGAACAGUCCUUUUAGGAAGCAUUACGGCUUGUUGAACAAGAUGAGAUAUCAUAUCCUUAGCGCCCAAGCGCAGGAAAACACCAGUAUAGGUUUCUUCUUCGACGAAUUGGCUGCCGAUGGUUCAGACCCUUCACCAAGAAUCACAACCACAUUUGGAGACUGGAACCUGCUGAUAGAAAGAUCUUUCGUAUUCGGCCAUCCCUCCUCCGGCUCAGGCAUGAUCCUCCACACCUCUCGGAACACCUUCCUCCUCAUCGGAUGGGGCUUUCAAGUGACCUUCAAGCACCGCAGCUCCAAAGCCCACUUCAAUGGCAUUCUAAGAUUUGAAGAGAUGGAUGUUGACGACGCGAAGACUGGAUCUUUGCGAAAAGUUCGUCUGUUGAAUGGAGACGAGACGCAGAGUGGCAAGGCUGCGGUUAUGCCGAGUGAGGAGCCUGAUUAUGGGGGUUACCCGAUUAGUAUUACUAUCCCUGCUCGUACUGGUAUAGCCAUGUGUCAGCCGUACGCGCUCUUCGAUGAUUGA
Molecule: messenger RNA, 1689 nt
Organism: Aureobasidium melanogenum CBS 110374
Lineage: Eukaryota; Fungi; Ascomycota; Dothideomycetes; Dothideales; Saccotheciaceae
Product: glycoside hydrolase
Exons: 2
Coding region: 1-1689 (562 amino acids)
Biological process (GO): carbohydrate metabolic process
Cellular component (GO): vacuole; beta-galactosidase complex; cell wall
Molecular function (GO): beta-galactosidase activity
Source: RefSeq, a predicted model, not a curated record